AUGCUAAUCAUAACGAACUGGCUGAUGCUAAACUUUAUUCUAACAAAGCAGCAAUCUCGACUACAUCAAAAAAUACACGAUUAUCUUACUGUAUGCUCCAUUGUUUCCUCUGCAAAGAUACGAAUAUCAGCUGCUACAGCUCAGUCAAAGAUUCACGAUCAAUAUGUUGUAUCUCGAUAUCCUGGGUCUAUCUCUGGAGCUUCUGCAAUCCGAGACAAUAACCUAACGCUACCGCCAAUCACAAAGGUACAGCACAGCCGGUAA
Messenger RNA from Necator americanus (New World hookworm), 264 nucleotides. RefSeq lists its product as uncharacterized. NCBI's taxonomy places the organism in Eukaryota, Metazoa, Nematoda, Chromadorea, Rhabditida, Ancylostomatidae. Bases 1 to 264 code for a protein of 87 amino acids. The transcript has a single exon. The record is from RefSeq and is a predicted model, not a curated record.